GAGCGGAGCAGCCCCCCCAUGCUCUCUGCAGACGAUGCCGAGUAUCCUCGGGAAUACCGGACCCUGGGGGGCGGGGGCGGAGGCGGGGGCAGCGGGGGCCGCCGCUUCUCCAACGUGGGGCUGGUGCACACAUCGGAGCGGCGGCACACGGUGAUCGCGGCCCAGAGCCUGGAGGCGCUCAGCGGGCUCCAGAAGGCCGAUGCCGACCGCAAGCGCGAUGCCUUCAUGGACCACCUGAAGAGCAAGUACCCCCAGCACGCCCUAGCCCUGCGGAGUCAGCAAGACAGGAUGCGGGAGCAGCCAAACUACUGGAGUUUCAAGACCCGCAGCUCGCGCCACACUCAGGGAGCCCAGCCUGGGCUGGCGGACCAGGCGGCCAAGCUGUCGUACGCCUCGGCUGAGUCACUGGAGACCAUGUCGGAGGCGGAGCUGCCCCUGGGCUUCAGUAGGAUGAACCGCUUCCGGCAGAGCCUGCCCCUCUCCCGCUCAACCAGCCAGACCAAGCUGCGCUCACCAGGGGUGCUGUUCCUGCAGUUCGGGGAGGAGACUCGGCGCGUGCACAUCACGCACGAGGUCAGCAGCCUGGACACGCUGCACGCACUCAUCGCGCACAUGUUCCCGCAGAAGCUCACCAUGGGCAUGCUGAAGUCGCCCAACACAGCCAUCCUCAUCAAGGACGAGGCUCGCAACGUCUUCUACGAGUUGGAGGACGUCCGGGACAUCCAGGACCGCAGUAUCAUCAAGAUCUAUAGGAAGGAGCCACUCUACGCCGCUUUCCCUGGCUCACACCUCACCAACGGGGACCUCCGGAGAGAGAUGGUGUAUGCGUCGCGGGAGUCGUCGCCCACGCGGCGCCUCAACAACCUGUCGCCGGCGCCGCACCUAGCCUCCGGUUCGCCGCCGCCGGGGCUACCGUCGGGGCUGCCGUCGGGCUCGCCGUCGCGCUCGCGCCUAUCGUAUGCCGGGGGGCGCCCGCCCUCCUACGCUGGCAGCCCCGUGCACCACGCGGCCGAGCGGCUGGGAAACGCCCCUGCCGCCCCGGGCGUUAGCCCGAGCCCCAGCGCCAUCCUGGAGCGGCGCGACGUGAAGCCGGAUGAGGACCUGGCGGGCAAGGCGGGCGGCAUGGUGCUGGUGAAGGGCGAGGGCCUCUACGCCGACCCCUACGGGCUGCUUCACGAGGGCCGCCUGAGCCUGGCCGCGGCCGCCGGCGACCCAUUCGCCUACCCGGGCGCCGGGGGCCUGUAUAAGCGCGGCUCGGUGCGCUCACUCAGCACUUACUCGGCCGCAGCGCUGCAGUCCGACCUGGAGGACUCGCUGUAUAAGGCGGCGGCCGGAGGCGGCCCGCUCUAUGGCGACGGCUACGGCUUCCGCCUGCCGCCCUCGUCGCCGCAGAAGCUGGCCGACGUGGCUGCGCCCCCCGGGGGCCCCCCGCCGCCGCACAGCCCCUACUCGGGGCCGCCCAGCCGCGGCUCGCCGGUGCGCCAGUCCUUCCGCAAGGACUCAGGCUCCUCGUCGGUCUUCGCCGAGAGCCCCGGAGGCAAGACCCGCAGCACCGGGGGCUCCUCGACGGCUGGAGCCCCCCCUCCCGAGCUCUUCCCCGGGCCUGGGGAGCGCCCGCUCGUUGGGUUCGGGCCUCCUGUGCCAGCCAAGGACACGGAGACCAGGGAGCGCAUGGAGGCCAUGGAGAAGCAAAUUGCCAGCCUCACCGGCCUGGUGCAGAGUGCCCUACUGCGAGGUUCGGAGCCAGAGACCCCCAGUGAGAAGAUUGAAGGCUCCAAUGGAGCAGCCACCCCCUCAGCACCCUGCGGGUCAGGCAGCCGGAGCAGCGGGGCCACCCCAGUGUCCGGCCCUCCCCCGCCCUCGGCCAGCAGCACGCCUGCGGGGCAGCCCACUGCCAUCAACCGUUUGCAGAUGCAGCUACACCUGCGUGGCCUGCAGAACAGCACCAAUGACCUGCGGAGCCAGCUUCAGCAACUGCGGAAGCUCCAGCUACAGAACCUGGAGUCUUUGCGCGCGCUGCUGAAGGGCACGGAGGCGGAGCUGAGCAUGCGCGUGUCGGAGGCGGCGCGGCGGCAGGAGGACCCACUGCAGCGGCAGCGCACCCUAGUGGAGGAGGAGCGGCUGCGCUACCUCAACGACGAGGAGCUCAUUACCCAGCAGCUCAAUGACCUGGAGAAGUCGGUGGAGAAGAUCCAGAGGGACGUGUCCCACAACCACCGACUGGUGCCUGGGCCCGAGCUGGAAGAGAAGGCGCUGGUGCUGAAGCAGCUCGGAGAGACGCUGACUGAACUCAAGGCUCACUUCCCAGGCCUGCAGAGCAAGAUGCGGGUAGUGCUGCGUGUGGAGGUGGAGGCAGUGAAGUUCCUGAAGGAAGAGCCACAACGCCUGGAUGGGCUACUCAAGCGCUGCCGUGGGGUCACAGACACGCUGGCCCAGAUCCGAAGGCAAGUGGACGAAGGUGCAUGGCCACCCCCCGGCAACCUCCUGAAUCAGUCCCCCAAGAAGGUGACAGCCGAGACUGACUUCAACAAGAGCUUGGACUUUGAAAUGCCACCCCCCAGCCCUCCACUGAAGCUCCACGAGAUGAGCGGGCCAACCGAGGGAGCCCCUCCGACCCCGAAGGCAGGCAACCCCACCAAAGGCCUGGACACUCCUGGCAAGAGAAGCGUGGACAAGGCUGUGUCUGUUGAGGCUGCCGAGCGGGACUGGGAGGAGAAGCGGGCAGCCCUGACCCAGUACAGCGCCAAGGACAUCAACCGGCUUCUGGAGGAGACACAGGCAGAGCUGCUGAAGGCCAUCCCUGACCUGGACUGUGGGAGCAAGGCCCACCCAGGCCCAGCCUCCACCCCUGACCACAAGGCCCCCAAGAUGCCCCACGGCCAGAAGGCAACCCCCCGAACGGAGCCCAGUGGAAGGAGAGGCUCAGAUGAGCUGACAGUGCCCCGAUACCGCACGGAGAAGCCCUCCAAAUCGCCCCCGCCGCCCCCUCCCCGCCGGAGCUUCCCCUCCUCCCAUGGCCUGACCACCACGCGCACUGGAGAGGUCGUGGUCACCAGCAAGAAGGACUCGGCCUUCAUCAAGAAGGCCGAGUCUGAGGAGCUGGAGGUGCAGAAGCCCCAAGUGAAGCUGCGCCGAGCCGUGUCCGAGGUGGCCCGCCCGUCCUCCACACCCCCCAUCAUGGCCUCUGCCAUCAAGGAUGAGGACGAUGAGGACCGCAUCAUCGCAGAGCUGGAGAGUGGCGGUGGCAGUGUGCCGCCCAUGAAGGUGGUGACUCUGGGGACCUCUCGGCUGAAGGCAGCCCAGGGCCAGGCAGGCAGCCCCGACAAAGGCAAGCAUGGCAAGCAGAGGGCCGAGUACAUGAGGAUCCAGGCCCAGCAGCAGGCCACUAAACCGUCUAAAGAGAUGAGCGGGUCGAAUGAGACCUCAAGCCCAGUCUCAGAAAAGCCCUCGGCUUCCAGAACCUCCAUCCCCGUAUUGACUUCCUUUGGGGCGAGGAAUUCUUCCAUCUCCUUCUAGAAACUCCCUUACCCCCCACCCCCGCCUGCCCCCUCCCUCCUCCCUGCCAUUUCUCCCCUCAGCUUCCCUUCAUCUCCACCCCACCCCGACACCAUUCUCCAGACCCCCUGAAGGGGGCCUGUCCUCAGCUCUCUCUGCCAUCCCCUGUUGGUGUUUUUGGUUUUUUUAAUGAUUCACUUUUAAUUAUCUUUUUUUUUUUUAAAAAAAAAAAAAAAAAAAAAAAAGAAGAAAAAGCAAACCAGUAAAACUAAAAACCAAAACAUGACACCUUCCCUUGAUUUCCUGUUCCACAAUGGCACACUUGCUGUCCUCAUGCCUCCUUUUCUCUUUCCCCACUUGCCCUCCCAAGUCCCUCCUGAAGUUCCUGCACCCCUGCCCCACCUCCUCGUCUCCCACACACUCCUCUCCAGAGCACUCCAAACAAACUCUGCGCAGUGGAGACUUGGAGCAGCCAGACACCCCCUCUCCCCUUCCUCGGAAGCCUUCCUGGAGGAAAACCUGGACAUUGGACCAACCCCAAAAUCAGGCGGGAAAAUAGGACGUAGGGAGACUUUGGCCCUGGAGGCGCCCCACCUGUCCAACCUCGGGAUGUGACUCAACGCCGCUGCUUCUCUGCUCCCGUCCACUCAUGCCCGGGUGGGCCUGGAGUCGAGACAAGACGGGCUGGAGAGGGAGGCCAGAGGUGGAGGGGCCUCAGGGUGGUGUGAGGCCGUGGAAUCUGUGUGUCCUCGGAGAGGAGCUGGCUUUCCUCACCACCUUCCUGCGGUGAGGAGCUGCCUGGCUGGCGCUGGUGGGAGGAAGGGGCACCUUUGGACUGCUGGUGGUGGGUGGUGGGUUGAGCAGACAGCCUGACACUGGGGACACUGCCCUUGGAGAGGGCAGCCCCGAGGAGGGGUAUUUGGUACUUUUAGUUUCCUGAUUUAGCACUUUAAGUGA
Kogia breviceps (pygmy sperm whale) is the source of this 4452-nucleotide messenger RNA. RefSeq names its product SRC kinase signaling inhibitor 1 (gene SRCIN1). Gene Ontology annotation, biological process: regulation of dendritic spine morphogenesis. Lineage: Eukaryota; Metazoa; Chordata; Mammalia; Artiodactyla; Physeteridae. The record is from RefSeq and is a predicted model, not a curated record. Gene Ontology annotation, cellular component: actin cytoskeleton; postsynaptic density; cytoplasm.